ACCAUGCAGGUGCUAGCCAAGCGCUACCCCAAGAACUGCCUGCUGACUGUUAUGGACCGGUACUCAGCUGUGGUGCGCAACAUGGAGCAGGUGGUGAUGAUCCCCAGCCUUCUGCGGGACGUGCAGCUGGGUGCACAUGCUGGAGCCCCUGACCUCUACAACUACUUCACUAUGCUCAAGGCCAUCCGUGUGGAUGUGGACCAUGGGCUCCUGCCCCGGGAGGAGUGGCAGGCCAAGGUGGCAGGUGAAGCCAAAGAGACCGAGAGUGAAACUGCAGAGACCGAGGAGGAGGAGGAGGAAAGCCUCUCGGGGGAGCUGGACCUGGAAGCUCAGUUCCACCUGCACUUCUCCAGCCUCCAUCAUAUCCUCACAAACCUUACCCUGAAAGCUGAGGAGGUGACCAGGAAAUACCAGGAGAUUACGGGACAGGCCGUGUAGGCCUUGGACUCUAGGGAAGAUCACUUUACAUGAUUGAAGGCAGACUAUCUGACAAGGACAUGGAGGAAUUCCUUCUCUCUGAUGAGACCAGAAAGGCUUGGUCCUGCAGCUUGAAGUGCAGGCAACUUGAGUUAUCUGGGAUGCUUCCCUAUCUCCCUCCCAGCACCGAUCUCUGGAUUCACACUGGGUCAUCUCUGGGAUGCUUGUUGCUAUUCAUAACUCCCCCUGCUCCUCUUACAGCUUAGGAUGGCCAGCGGUUCAUGAGGGCCUCUGUGUUACCUGGCCAGUCUGGUAUGGCAAAAAGACAAUAAGCUUCAGCACCUGAACCACCAAAGUUCACAGCCCUCUUCUAGGCUGUCAUUCACUAUGUGAUCUUGGGCAAGUACAUUAACCUACCAGAGCCUAAAUUUCCCCAAUAUAAAAUGGGGAUAGUACUACCUACCUCACGAGGUUGCCAUGAAAAUUAAACAAGAUGAUGAAUCAAAAGCACUUGGCGAAAGCUAUUAUAGUCGAUUUUUUCCUCCCAAUUUACCUUCUAUUUACUCCAGCCUUUGCUUUUUUACCCUUCAGACUCAGGGGUAGCAGAGUCCCUCAGGAUGAAUGGUUCACCCUCAUGUACCAGCCAACCACAGGUAUAGCUAGAUACAGGUGAACUAUAAACCUAUUUAUUGCAAUAAAAA
Condylura cristata (star-nosed mole) is the source of this 1118-nucleotide messenger RNA. It is a transcript of the gene THRSP, whose product is annotated as thyroid hormone responsive. Gene Ontology annotation, cellular component: cytosol. Gene Ontology annotation, biological process: regulation of lipid biosynthetic process. The coding region runs from base 4 to 438 and encodes 144 amino acids. Lineage: Eukaryota; Metazoa; Chordata; Mammalia; Eulipotyphla; Talpidae. The transcript is spliced from 2 exons. The record is from RefSeq and is a predicted model, not a curated record.